UUCCUUUUCUCCUCAAGCCUCAAACCUGUUCGACCAAAUUCCUUAGAGAUAGUGCGCCUGAAAACUAACAAAAACAAAUCUACCUCAAUAAAUAUGUAUGUGAUUAAGAGAGAUGGGAGGCAAGAGGCAGUUCAUUUUGAUAAGAUCACCGCCAGGUUGAAGAAGCUGAGCUACGGGCUUAGCAUUGACCACUGCGAUCCUGUGCUCGUCUCUCAGAAGGUUUGUGCUGGUGUUUACAAAGGGGUUACUACUAGCCAGCUUGAUGAAUUGGCUGCUGAAACUGCCGCUGCCAUGACCGCUAACCACCCCGAUUAUGCAUCCUUGGCGGCUAGGAUUGUUGUUUCGAAUUUGCAUAAAAAUACCAAGAAAUCGUUCUCUGAGACGAUUAAAAUCAUGUACAACCAUUUCAAUGAGAGAUCUGGACUGAAGGCUCCUUUGAUUGCUGAUGAUGUUUACGAGAUCAUCAUGAAGAAUGCUGCUCGGUUGGAUAGUGAGAUCAUAUAUGAUCGGGACUUUGAUUAUGAUUACUUUGGCUUCAAAACUCUUGAGAGGUCCUAUCUUCUGAAAGUUCAGGGGAAGGUUAUAGAAAGGCCUCAGCACAUGUUGAUGAGAGUUGCUGUUGGAAUUCAUAAGGAUGACAUUGGUUCUGCUAUGAAAACUUAUCACAUGAUGUCUCAAAGAUGGUUUACUCAUGCGUCUCCCACACUUUUCAAUGCUGGAACUCCAAGGCCUCAAUUGAGUAGCUGCUUCCUCUUGUGCAUGAAGGAUGAUAGUAUUGAAGGAAUAUAUGAAACUUUGAAGGAGUGUGCUGUUAUCAGCAAAUCAGCUGGAGGUAUUGGUGUUUCAGUUCACAACAUUCGGGCCAUGGGCAGUUAUAUUCGUGGAACAAAUGGAACCUCUAAUGGAAUUGUCCCAAUGCUGCGGGUGUUCAAUGAUACUGCUCGUUAUGUUGAUCAAGGAGGGGGGAAAAGAAAGGGUGCUUUUGCUGUAUACUUGGAGCCAUGGCAUGCUGACAUUUUUGAGUUUCUGGAUCUUAGGAAGAACCAUGGAAAGGAAGAGCACCGUGCCCGUGAUCUUUUCUAUGCCCUUUGGGUGCCUGAUCUUUUCAUGCAAAGGGUCCAGAGCAAUGGGCAAUGGUCAUUAUUCUGCCCUAAUGAGGCUCCAGGUCUGGCAGAUUGUUGGGGUGAAGAAUUUGAAAAGCUUUACAUUCAUUAUGAAAGAGAGGGCAAGGCAAAGAAGGUUGUCCAAGCACAGAGCCUGUGGUUUGAGAUCCUGAAAUCACAGAUAGAAACUGGGACCCCUUACAUGCUAUUUAAGGACACUUGCAAUAGAAAAAGCAACCAGCAAAAUCUUGGCACCAUUAAAUCUUCAAAUUUGUGUACUGAGAUAAUAGAAUACACAAGUCCAACUGAAACAGCUGUUUGCAAUCUGGCAUCUAUUGCACUGCCUAGAUAUGUGAGAGAAAAGGGCGUUCCACUGGAGUCCCAUCCAUCUAAGCUUGUUGGGAGUAGAGGUUCUCAGAAUAGGUUUUUUGACUUUGACAAAUUGGCAGAGGUUACUGAAAUUGUAACCAGAAAUCUUAACAAAAUCAUUGAUGUUAAUUACUACCCUGUUGAAACUGCCAAAAGAUCAAAUUUGCGUCAUAGACCCAUUGGUAUUGGAGUUCAGGGGCUUGCAGACACAUUUAUCUUACUUGGGAUGGCAUUUGAUUCACCUGAGGCUCAGCAGCUGAACAAGGAGAUAUUUGAGACCAUAUACUACCAUGCUCUGAAAGCUUCUUCUAGUAUAGCAGAGAAAGAAGGGCCAUAUGAGACAUAUAAUGGGAGUCCUGUCAGUAAGGGCAUUCUUCAACCAGACAUGUGGGGUGUUAAUCCUUCAGAUCGGUGGGAUUGGGCUGCUCUUAGGGACAUGAUAGCUAAGAAUGGAGUGAGAAAUUCACUUUUGUUAGCACCUAUGCCGACUGCUUCCACUAGCCAGAUUCUUGGAAACAAUGAAUGCUUUGAGCCAUAUACUUCCAACAUAUAUAGUCGUAGAGUUUUGAGCGGGGAGUUUGUUGUAGUAAACAAACAUCUUCUUCAUGAUUUAACUGAGAUGGGUCUUUGGUCUCCUGUUAUUAAAAACAAAAUAAUACAUGUGGACGGUUCGGUUCAGAAUAUUCCAGAUAUACCUCAUGAACUGAAAGCAAUAUACAGGACUGUUUGGGAAAUCAAGCAAAAAACACUUGUUGACAUGGCUGUUGAUCGUGGAUGCUUCAUAGACCAGAGUCAAAGCUUAAACAUACAUAUGGACCAACCAAAUUUUGGAAAGCUAACUUCCUUGCACUUCUAUGCCUGGUCUAAGGGUCUGAAGACAGGAAUGUAUUAUCUAAGAUCUCGUGCUGCAGCCGAUGCAAUCAAAUUCACCGUUGAUACAUCCAUGCUUGAGGAAAAGCCCAAGGUAGACGAUGAAACAAAAAUGGCACAAAUGGUGUGUUCCCUAACGAACCGUGAGGAGUGCAUGGCUUGUGGGAGCUAAGCAACUUUCAAAGAAGCAAUUUGGAUGUGAAUUUCAUAAAUCUGAACAAAGGGCUUUAAGUUGAUGUAUAGUAUAGAUUUGCAAUGAUUUGGAUCUUGAAUGCCAAUUAUAUGGGAAAACUUGCUUAAUCUAUAAGCUAGUAGGAAUAUGAAUUUCAACAAAUUCCCUCGUUUCAAAUGGAUGAUAAUCUUAAUUUGUACCCUUUUAAUUUCACUUGUAUUGUUUAGAGUGCUUUUUUUGCCAAAUAAAAUAUUGGGUUAGUAUUA
Messenger RNA from Hibiscus syriacus, 2780 nucleotides. RefSeq names its product ribonucleoside-diphosphate reductase large subunit. Gene Ontology annotation, biological process: deoxyribonucleotide biosynthetic process; DNA replication. The transcript has 17 exons. The coding region runs from base 94 to 2514 and encodes 806 amino acids. Gene Ontology annotation, molecular function: ATP binding; ribonucleoside-diphosphate reductase activity, thioredoxin disulfide as acceptor. Gene Ontology annotation, cellular component: ribonucleoside-diphosphate reductase complex. NCBI's taxonomy places the organism in Eukaryota, Viridiplantae, Streptophyta, Magnoliopsida, Malvales, Malvaceae. The record is from RefSeq and is a predicted model, not a curated record.